Periophthalmus magnuspinnatus is the source of this 13812-nucleotide messenger RNA. It is a transcript of the gene nsd1b, whose product is annotated as nuclear receptor binding SET domain protein 1b. NCBI's taxonomy places the organism in Eukaryota, Metazoa, Chordata, Actinopteri, Gobiiformes, Gobiidae. Gene Ontology annotation, biological process: regulation of DNA-templated transcription. Gene Ontology annotation, molecular function: histone H3K36 methyltransferase activity; DNA binding; protein binding. The record is from RefSeq and is a predicted model, not a curated record. The coding region runs from base 156 to 11804 and encodes 3882 amino acids. The transcript is spliced from 24 exons. Gene Ontology annotation, cellular component: nucleus; chromatin.
GAGCGUUCACCGGAUCAGGCCUAGCAGUAGCGCCGACUGGACUGUCUCCAUCCGCUUUCAAAAAACUGGAUUUAGACCCAGUCCGAGGCCAAAAUGAGGCCGUCCGGGCUCGUGUUAGCGCUGGCCCACACCGGAAUGGAUGAACCGACACCAGAAUGAGUGGGUCGUUCCCUCUCCGUCACCUCUCCGUCAUGUCGGCCACCUCCUCCAUCAAACACACACGUGUCUAUGGCUUCUCUAAAAGGGAGAGCUCGCCUUCCCCCUCCCCAGCCACCUCCUCCUACAGCCCUCUGCGUAGACUGCAGCAUCUAACCAGCAGGGUCAGCCAGCCCGAUUCACUCCAACCGACACAAGAACCGGAACAAAACUGGGAGUGGUCCAGAAAUAAGGAAACUAAAGCUGACAGUAAAUGCAAUUGGAUUGAUUGUCAUAGCAGGAAAUCUUCUAAAAUCCAGGAUAAGGAUGAUGCUUUUGAGAGUUCUUCCUCUGGACAUAAUCAAAAUGAUAUGCCAAUUGGGAAUAAUCAAAACAAAGAUGGCAUGUCAGAUAAAAACAACUGCUUUUCAGGUCCUCCCAGCCCAGCUUUUUCCCUUGACAGCAAUAGUCCUUUUGCUAACGGAUUCCUACAUUUUGAGUCUUCGCUCUUUGAGGACGAUGAUGAGGAAAGUAGCAAUAAACCUCCAAACAUCGAGGAAGAGAGAGACUUGGGGGACAACAGAGAAACUUUGACCCCUGCUCUGGAUGUAAGUGAUGUAAAUAGAGAGUGUAACAUGGAAGGAGGUGAGGCUGAGAGGUCGGCUAAGGUCGUGACGCGUUCACAGUCAUCGGGCCAGCGCCGGAGAUACUGGGACGGCUCAGACGACGAGUGGGAAAGUGACACGGAGCUGUUCCUGUUUGCAGACAGUCCCCUCAGAAACGCAUUGAGCACUCAGAGUAAGUCGCUGGCCCCUGUAAAGUACUUUGAAGGAGAGGUGGUCUGGGCAAAGCUAAGCAGACGCCCCUGGUGGCCAUGCGAAGUCACUGCAGAUCCCAGUCAGGGAUGUUACCACAAGGAGAAAGAACCGAGUGAGCGUCCCUGCCGCCUGUACCAUAUUCGUACCUUCGGGGAAAACGCAGAGGAAUCGUGGCUUGAGGAUAAAUUCAUCCACAUUUUUCAUGGAGGGUUUCAGUUCGAGCACCUGCACCGAAGCAAAGGGAAGCACAAAGACAAGAACAAGAAGAACACUAUUGCCAAGCGCUUCUUGGACUCUUGGAGCUCCUCUGUUGCUGAGGCUGAAGCUCUUCUGGAACAGAGAUCCAACAUGGCUUCCUCCUUCCUCUCCGCCCUCGACGACCUUCCUCCACACAGGUCUCAGUCACCAGAACUUGAAGCACUUCCCGCCUCUUCUGAGCUUUUUCAUACAGACACAUCGCACCUGAAUAUCGGAUCUAUAACACCUCUGAAUGAGUCUUCUUUUACCAACAAAACAAGCACUUUAAUUAAGAUUGCAGGAAAGAAAAAGUCUAAAAGUAAAUUGAAAACAACUACACCUAACUCUUUGGAACAUGACAGUGGAGAAUGUCCAUAUUGUGAUCUAGACUCUGUCCCUAAGAUCCUCUGUCCAAAAGCACUUGAACGCCACUCAAAAUCGAAAACUUCACUUUCCACAGACCCUCAAAUGUCCACACAAGACAAAGAAGUGAAAAUGCAUCAAGCAGAAGUCCACACUGGGCUUUGGUUCAGCAAAUCUAGCAAAGACCGGCGUCCAAAAACAUUACCAGAUCGAACUCUUUUUAGUAAAGUCUCGAAAAAGAAAAACUCCUCUUUUGUGGCCUCAAAAAAGAUUGUCAAAGAUUGUGGUUUUUCCUCAAAUCUAUCUUUUGGUUUUGGUGAACAGACAGACAAAAGUAAACCAAAUGAAAAUGUAACUCUUGAACUACCAGCGCAGCUAAAAGACAAAAUUGAGGAGACUUUUGGUGCUAAGAAACACUUGGGAGGCAGACUUGAAAGCUCUGUUGAUGAUACAUCUUCAAGCAACACUAAAAUGGACAAGCUUUUGAAUGAGAAAAGAUUUUCAGAUACUCAUAAUUUAACAAACCCGAUUAAAACAUUUGCAAGUCAAGAAAAGGUUGCAAUGGAGCCUAAAACAGAGAUAGGCCUAGAAGCAAACUCCAAUAGCAACACUGACAUCUCUUUGGGCGUUGAUAAGGAGUUAGUAACUAGCACCAGGACUAGCUUGGUUAAUAAAUCGAAAAACAGUCAAAAUAAGAAUACUAAAAAAUCAUGUGGCCUUUCUGAGCAGAAUAUAAUUUCACCACUUCCAGAGGAUAAUCUAAUACCUGGAAUAAUUUUAGAUUAUUCAAAUCCAUUGAUAAAGCUAAUGAAAGAGGCAGCUUUAUUGUCAAAAAAUAAAAUUCCAUUUGUAAAAUUAAUGCGCGAGAAGAUUCCAGCUGAUUCAAAGCAAAGUUCUGAGGAAACUGUUAGCAUAGACGAUCAAUCAAAACCAAUGAAAGAUCUUCAUGGGUCAAUCAUAGGAUUAGAAAGAAAACCAAGCAACAUCAAGAAGGGAAAGUAUAAAAAGACUAAGGGCAAGAAGCAAAAAGUUGGACGUCCAUCAAAGAAGAAAAGUAAGGUUUUACUACAAAAUAAUCAGGAAAAUUCAGGAGAGUUGGUUAGCCAGAAAGAGACAACGCUAACUCCUGCUAACGAUAUUAAAGAAACUGUGGAGCAAUGUUUGGAAAAGCUUAAUCCUAAUAAUGGUGAAGUGAAGUCAGAUGAAAUUACAAGCAAAUUAGAAGUGAAAGAAGUUAAAAAACGUGGCCGCCCUCCUAAAACCAAACAACCAUUGCCAAAACUGACUCAUUUGGGAUCUACAUUGAGAUGCAUUGAAAAGUUAAGUCGUCAAGAAUUGCUCAAUAGUUUGAAAGAGGCAGAAGCUAACGCAGCAAAAGUGGUUGAUUCUGAAGUUAAAACAGAAAAACCUAAAAAGCAAAAAGCUGGCCGCCCAGCCAAAAACACUCCUGAAAUAUUGUCGAGUCAAGCUAAACAUGUGUCAUUGUUUGAAAGUAUUGAUAGUCCAGAAAAGGAUAUACAGAAGGCAGAAGAGACAAAAAGCUCAAUAGCACUAGAAGCUAAAUUGGCCAAACAAUCAAAAAAGUCCAAAAAGCUUAAAGUAGGUCGGCCACCUAAAACCACUUUGAAAAAGCUGUCAAAAGAAAGCAACAUUUCAGCUGUUGACAAUUCUGAGCACAAUCAUUUAAAUGUAAUGAACGACCAAGAAGAGACCAUCUGUCUAAACAUUCAAGAAUUUGACAAGUCCGUAGUUAAAAAGCUGUCUGUACCUGGUCACUCUGCUAAAAUUCCUUCUAAAUCUUUGCCACUUCAAGGGGGCCAGGUCUCUGAAUGUAUAGAGGAACUUGGCCAAACUGAUUUCAACAUUAGUGACCAUAGAGAGACAAAAAGCUUAACUGACCUGAAUGCAAAUUUAUCAAAAGAAUCAAGACAUAUCCAGACAACAAAGCAUAAAGGUCAUCCUGCUAAAAUGCCUGUAAAAUCACUGAUGGAGAAAGACACCCAGGAAAUUGGUUGGGAAACUUCCCAAAUUGAUUUGAGGAAAAAUCUUGGAGAACCUGGUGUCAGUGUUGAGUUGUCUAAAAGAUGUGAAAAGUCCAAAGGUGGUCGCCCUGCUAAAUUAUCAUCAUUGCAGAAUCAAGUCAUCCAGGUGUCAGCUUUGAAGAGUGAGAAAGAAUUUUGUCAAAGUAAGUUAUUUCCAAUUGGUGAUAAAGAAGAAUCUAAUUUGACUAUAGAAUCUGAAAUACUAAAAGGUAAAAAGGCCAAUGAUGGCCGACAUGCUAAAGUUCCUCCAAUCAGAAAUCGAGUUACCCAGGUGUCAACACUGCCAAGUCUGACAGAAAUGAGCCAAAAUGAACUUAGUGAUCACGAUACAAAAAAUAUUGAAACUAUUGAUACCAGUGUGCCAUCUGAAAUGAUAGAUAGAGAGUUGAAAGUGGGACGUCCUGCAAAAAUGUCUUCAUUGUUGACUCAAGUAAGCAAAGGCUCAACAAUAGAAAGCCAAUAUGAUUUUAGUGAUCAUUCCGAAGGGACAAAUUGUAACUUUGACGAAUCUGAAAUCAAGAAAGAAUUGAAGCAGUCACUGAUGGAGUUAAAAAUCAAAAGCAAUGAGAAAAAGAUUUCAGAAAAGCAUAAAACAAGAAUUGAUGACCAGCUAGAGAGCUACAAAGUCUCAAAUGCAAAAAACUUGAGCCAUCAACAAGUACUUAAUACAAAUAACGUUCUUUUCCAGUCGAGUAAUAACCAAAGUGUUGCAAAAGUGCAAGAAAAACGUAAUUUCAAAAAGUCAUCUAAAAAGCUAAAAGACCGUUAUGGUAGAUUUACGUCACUACAUCGCCUUUCCCAAGAACUAGAAUCACAAUAUGACAGUUCUGUGGAGGCCACCAGCGCAAAUAUGCUAGAACUUAACAUUGCCAAGUUAAGCUUAGAAGAUUCAAGAGACACAUCUACUGUAACUGAAAUGAAAAAUCAAAUCAAUCAAAAUCUUGCUAAUACUAGACAAGAACAAGUUUUGAUUCGUGGUAGUGAAAUUGGCAACAACAGUGGCACAAUUCAGUUAUCUGUAAGUAAACAAACAAAGCUAGAUUCAGAUGAAAAAGAAGAGAAUUUUUAUCAUUCCAAACAGCCUCUUAUUAAAAAACUUAAAGUUGGUCGUCCUCCAAGAAAUACCUUAUUAAAUCAAAAGGGUGACGCACAAAGCGUUAUUCGUUUGAGCAGUUAUGAAAACUGGAAAAUAUCCACCAAGACACAAAAUGCAGAUGUUAAUAAAGUUAAUCUGGAAGAAUUGGAAGUUACCUCUGAAUGUACAAUGCCAAUAGUAAAAAAACUGAAGGUUGGGCGAACACCUAAGAUGAACUUGGACUCACAGUUGGGCAAGGAAAGUUUUGAGGAGAAAACGAGACAAGAGUUGACAAAAAGCUCAAAGAUAUCAGAUCCAGUGGCUCCCAAAAUGAAUUUAAUAGAUACAGAAAUCAAAUUAGAUUCAAAACAUUCGCUGCCUAAGAAGCCAAACACUGGUCGCUCUUCAAAUUCAGAAGCACCAAAUCCAGAUUGUGUUGCAUUAUUUGAAAGUGGUAAAAAAUGUAAGGAUCAAGAUAUGUCGACAAAGUCUGCAGAAAAACUGAAUGUUAAUGUGACAAAAGACAUUGUGAAGGAUUUAAAAUCUUUCCCAGACACCAAACUGUCUCCAGUUAAAACAGUAAAAGCCACUGGCCAUGAAAAAAUGAUUUCAAAAUCAGGUCUGAAUCAAGCUAGUGAGAAAACAUUGGAAAUAAUUGAUCAGUUGAAUUAUCAGGUAGUUGGCAAGACAUCAGAUAUUAAUACAAAUGUUAAUCUAGAAGCCUCGGAAUCUAUGUCUAAACAUUCAGUGGUUAAGAAAAUUAAAGAUGGCUGCCCUGCUAAAAUGUGUUCAUUGUCAAAUCGAUCAGUUUCACUUUUAAACGAAGUUGAAAAAAAGACAAAUUUACCAGAAGGUGAUAAAGUAAAUUUGUCAGAUUCCGAAAGUGCCAGACCCAUUGUACAGAAAAGAAAAGUUGGCCGUCCUUGUAAAAUUGUAAAAGAAUUAAUGCCCAAUCACAAAGUUGAGGAUUUAAGCCACCAGAAAUGUUUAACAAACAAUGAAAAUAAAAUACAUGACAACAUUACAUCUAAAAUGAAUCUUGAAGAGGCUCAAUUUGUGUCAGAAGCUAUAAAAACACCAACCAUUCAGAAACGUAAAGUCGGACGUCCUGCUAAAAUUUUAACACAAAUCUCCCAAUCAGUCCCAGCUUUAGGAAAUGAUAACAGAUUGAAGGCCCUGGGUGACUUGACUGUUAAGACUAAGAUGCAGAAUGAUGUAGCUUCAGUAAAUUUAGAAGAAUCUCACGUCAGAUCUCAACAGGUUAAGUUAAAACUUGACAUUCCAACAUCAGACGCAAUGACAAAUCAAGCUAGUCAUGAGACUACAUUUGAGACAAACUCUAAGGCUGAUGCUGGUGUAAUUUCUGUAAAAUCAUGCUCAGAAUCUGAACAUAAAAAGUUCAAAGUUGGUUCCCCAACUAAGACUACAGCUGAAACUAUUACAAAUCAAACUAGAGAGGUGUCUGUAACAGAAAGAGGGAUUACAAGAAGUCAUAUUGUAGAUAAUAAAUGCGUGAAGGUUCUCAAAGCUAAUGCCAAUUUGGAAGUUACAGAAAUUCUGCUUGAUUCCAAACAAGCAUUAUUUGACAAGUAUAGAGUUGUCCAGUAUCCAAAAAAUCAGUUAUUGCCAAAUCAGAGCAUCUCAGGUUUUGAAGAAGAAUGGCAAAAAUAUUUAUCAGAAACUGCAAGGACACAUGAUGACAUGAUGACACACGUAACUAAAGAAAAUGAACAAACCGCAGAAGUCUCACCAGAUUGUUUGAAACAGAAAAUUGGUCAUCCUCCUAGAAUUCUGGAAGCAGAAAAUCAUGCCAAGUCAGUUUCAACCACAGAAAUGACAGAUGAACCAACACCAACAUCCAACUUGGAUGUUGGUGUUGAUAGAAUUGAUCAAAAGAGAUCUGAAAUCCCAUCCAUCAAGACGACAGUGAAGAAACCGAAAGUUGGACGACCUGCUAAAAUAACAUCACAAAUGAUGGUAGAUCAAGAUAGAAAUGUGUCAGCGAUUAAAAGUUUAGAGGAGUUAGUUAAACAACAAAAUUCAAAAGAGAUUACACCAACACUAGAUGGUAAAACGCCAAAUUUCAGAAAAGAUUUUGUAGCAAGUGUAAGUCAACAAAGGACUCACACAAAAAGUCCACAGAUUCUAAAUGAGGAGUAUUUUGAGAAAUCAUCACUCAGGAAAAACUUGACUCAGAAGGAUUUUAUGAAAUCCAGGGACCUUGACCAUCAGGAUUCAAUUGCUUUUGACGAAGUGCAGAAGAAAAUCACUGAACCCACCCCAACCCCAGAGUCUAAUAUUGAGCCACUUUUGAAGAAACUAAAGGUGAAAAAGUGUGUUAUAAACCUGUCACAAUCAAUGAAGGGGAAGAUUAAUAAGGAUUUUAUAUCUGAAAAUACAGAAAAUAGCAAACUGAUCACAAAUACUCCAGAUAAUAAAAAAACACUGCCGGAUGCUAAAGUGUCUAUGGACAGGGAAACACAACUAAUUGAAAAAAGUGUUGUAGCAAAUAACGAGCUCAAGAAAGAUGCCGGUAAAUGUUCAAACCAAAAGAAUAAAUGUAAAAAAUCAGUAGAAAAUGCUGGUGAAACAUUAGUUGCGGACAGCUCUGAUCGGAAAAGUGUUAUCAAUCCAAAAAAUUUCACAGAUUUCUCUAAAUGCAAGGGCCCUAAAGCCUUUGAAAAUUCCACUUGGAAUUUGUUAAAUUUGGAAGAAAAAUGCCUUGAUGUAGAUGGAGACAGACUUGAAAAUAAUAGCAUGUCUUCUAGUGGCGAAAUCCUAACUAGCAGAAAAGAUGCACAAUGUACAUCGGAUGUUGAGAGUUUUGAAAAUUCUGAUAAACGUUUUACUGUGGAUUCUCCAACUACUGAAUGUACUUUGGUCAGCAAAUGCCAAAAUAUAGUUAAGAAAUUGGAGGCUAAAAAUGUAAAUAAAACUUUACCUGAGCAACCCGCUCAUCUCCCAGCCAGCAGCCGACUUAUGACACGAGCUUUUGAGGCCAUGGAGGAUACUGAACAAAAGAAAGAGGCAGAGAAAUCUAAAAAACAUUCAAAUUCACAAAAAAAAACUGCCAAAGAUACACAAAGCUCAUCAUGGAAACCAGAAACAAACCUGGACUUUUGUAGCGACUUGGAGUCUGUUGAAAAUUACUGUAACAAUAGGUUUUCUAGCCCGAGCAUGUCUCCAGUCUCAUCCACGUCUUCGGACCCAAACGAUUUGGAGGUUGAUGUAAAAAGUGAAGAAGAAGGAGUUUUAAUAUCGUCAACUCCUCCAGUGGAUUUCAUACCUCUGACGUCAAAGGUUUCGGCGAAAAAGGAUGAACAAGAUACGCAGACGACCUCUCCAUUUUCUUUUAUGACUGCUUUGAAAAAUGUAGAUGAGUUGUCGUUUCAGUCCGUGACCGACAAUAGCGAUGGGAAGCCGGUAACAUUCAAAGCGGAUGCCAAUUACAAGUUUAGCACUUUUCUCAUGAUGAUAAAGGACUUGCAUGACACUCGAGAAAAAGAUGGGGCACCCUUAGAGCUUGAAAUCGGGCCUCCGAGCGCACACAUUAAAAAGGAACCAAUGAUUAUGCCUGAAGUUGAAAUUGUGAAUCAAGAAACAAAAAACUUUGACAGCAAGGAAAGUCAUUCCCCAAAGAAGCUUUAUCUGAAGAAAACCAGUUCCAUUUGGGUCAAGAAGAAGAGUAAAGGGGGGAGAUGUGGACCUGGCGUGCCUGGGAUCGAGGCGCCGGUGGAGGCAGAGGAUGAGGUGGACAGAGGGUUGGUGGCUCAUUCAUCAGAAAGGCAUAAAACCUGGGAGUGUGUUCAGAAGGAGGUAGAGGAGACGGGGCCAAAAGCGAAUGGAGUCGUCGGAGAGAAAAGGACUAGUCUGAUCAUCAAAAUCACAGGAGACAAGAGUCAAGAAGGACAUAAGCGAAUUAGAAAGCCCAGCAAGAGGCUAAUCGAAUGGACUGAAGAGUAUGACCAGAUAUUUUCCUCUAGAAAGAAAACCAAGAAACUGACAACGGACAAGGACCAAAUAUUGCCAGUCUCGGAGCAGCCUCUAUCACAAAAUGUCUUUCCUGAAAUGCAAACUCCGCCUCCUGAGGAACCCUCCAGAACUUCUCCACCGACCCCCUGCCCUGAGAACUCCACCUCCCAGAGUGCACCACUGAUCUCUGUGGAUACCCUGACCCCACCCCCUGAGACUGAGCCUGCACUGACAGAGACACCAGUGAAGGACUCAGAAGGCUGUUCUGUUUUGGAGAAAAAGCGAAAGAGGAAACCCACUCAGAAAAUCCUGGAGUAUUGUUUGGAAGCAGAGGCUGCUCCAUCACUCAAGAAAAAGGUUAAGGCAGUCAGGAAUUACUUAAAUCCACCCCCACAGUCUGAUCCUCAAUCUCUGAAGAAGUUGAAGCAACUGAUCAUCUCCACCACCUGUCUAUCUCCACCGGAGCCUACAGCACCCCCUGCAGUUCAGACCAGUCCAACUCCAGACCAGGAUCCAGGCUCUAGUUCUGGUUUAGACCCAGAUGUAGAUGAACCUAAACCAGAAGAGGACACUUCAGAGGAUUUUGAACUUUCUCUGCCCCUCGAUCCACAAAGUCAUGAGGAGCAAGAGAUGGACAUGUGUCUGGACCAGAGUGACCUGCUCCUAGAUGAGGCCGCUUUAGCUCAGAGGAAAAUCAUCGGAGACAGAGGAGGACCCGCCUCCAUGAAGGAGAACAUCUGCCAGGUGUGUGAGAAGACUGGUGAGCUGCUGCUGUGUGAGGGCCAGUGUUGUGGAGCCUUCCAUCUGGCCUGCAUUUCUUUAGCUCAGGCUCCAAAGGGCAAGUUCAUCUGCCCCGAGUGCAAAUCAGGUGUCCACACAUGUUUUGUGUGUAAGAAGCGCGGGGAGGAUGUGCGGCGCUGCAUGAUUCCUGUUUGUGGGAAGUUUUAUCAUGGUGAAUGUAUCGCUGCCUUCGGUCUGACCGCGCCAACGGUCAACCGCGGCUUCAGGUGCUCCAUCCAUGCCUGCCUCACCUGCCACCUCAGCAACCCCAACAGCAGCAACCUGUCCAAAGGCCGUUUGGUGCGAUGUGUUCGCUGUCCUGUCGCGUAUCAUGCCACUGACCUGUGCAUGGCGGCCGGCUGCAGAGUCCUCUCCUCUAACAGCAUCCUCUGCCCCAACCACUUCACCCCGAGGAAGGGAGUCAAGAACCAUGAGCACGUCAAUGUGAGCUGGUGCUUCGUCUGCACUGAAGGGGGCAGUCUACUGUGCUGUGAGUCCUGCCCCGCUGCCUUCCACAGAGAGUGCCUGAAUAUUGAGAUGCCCAAAGGCUCGUGGUUCUGUAACGACUGUAAGUCCGGGAAGAAGCCCCGAAUCAAGGACAUUCUGUGGGUCAAAGUGGGCCGCUACAGAUGGUGGCCAGCAGAGGUGAGUCACCCAAAGUCAAUCCCAGAGAACAUCCAGAGAAUGAGGCACGACGUGGGUGAGUUCCCGGUGCACUUCUUUGGCUCCAAUGAUUAUCUGUGGACGUACCAGGCGCGAGUCUUUCCUUAUAUGGACGUGGAUGCCAACAGCAAAGAGAAGAUGGGAAAAGGAGUUGAUGCCACCUACAAGAAAGCCCUGGAGGAGGCAGCAGAGAGGUUCCGGGAGCUUCAGGCUGAGAAAGAGCUCCGGCAGCUUCAGGAGGAUCGGAAGAACGACAGGAAACCUCCACCCUACAAACACAUCAAGGUGAACCGUCCAAUUGGGAAGGUGCAGAUCUUCACUGCAGACCUGUCCGAGAUCCCACGCUGCAACUGUAAGGCCUCAGACGACAGUCCUUGCGGGAUGGACUCUGAGUGCAUCAACCGCAUGUUGCUGUACGAGUGCCAUCCACAGGUGUGUCCGGCAGGGGAGAAGUGUCUGAACCAAGCCUUUACCAAACGGGAGUACAGCUCUGUGGAGAUCUUCAGGACACUGUCUCGAGGCUGGGGGCUGCGCUGUAGUCAUGACAUCAAGAAGGGACAGUUUGUGAGCGAGUACGUUGGAGAGGUCAUUGAUGAAGAGGAGUGCAGAUCCAGAAUCAGAGACGCUCAAGAAAACGACAUUGGAAACUUCUAUAUGCUCACUCUCGACAAGGAUCGUAUCAUCGACGCAGGGCCGAAGGGAAACGAGGCGCGCUUCAUGAACCACAGCUGUCGUCCCAAUUGUGAGACUCAGAAGUGGACAGUGAGCGGAGACACCAGGGUCGGGCUGUUUGCGCUGGAGGACAUCCCCGCAGGCACAGAGCUGACCUUCAACUACAACCUAGAGUGUUUAGGAAACGGUAAAACAGUUUGUAAAUGUGGAGCACCAAACUGCAGCGGGUUCCUUGGAGUCAGACCAAAGAACAAUCCUCCGGCUUCCGAGGACAGGGGUCGAAAGUUUAAGCGUCGCGGACGAAGGAAGAGCAGAGCUGUUCUGACCAAAGAACGAGAGGACGAGUGCUUCAGCUGCGGAGACGGUGGACAACUGGUGUCCUGCAAGAAACCUGGAUGUCCAAAAGUCUAUCACGCAGAUUGUCUCCAACUUACCAGGAGGCCAGCGGGCCGAUGGGAGUGUCCACGACAUCAGUGCGAUAUCUGCAGCAAAGAAGCAAAAUCUUACUGCGAGAUGUGCCCUAGUUCGUUUUGCGACCAGCACAAGGAGGGACUUUUGUUCAAAUCCAAAUUGGACGGAAAACUUUGCUGCACCGAACAUGAUCCCUGUGGCCCCAAUCCCCUGGAACCGGGUGAGAUCCGGGAAUACCAGUCUCCAGACACAGGGGGGCUCCAGUACCAACCUGCGGAUAACAGUGGUAUCACCUACGGACUCGGUAUGGCAGUAAUACCUUCUACUUCCUCCAAUACCACUAGCGCUAAUGCAGCUAGCAUCUCCAGCAAUGACGGGAAUGCAUCGCCUGCCUUUUCAAUCCCAAUCACGCUGGCCCCUAGUGGCUCAGAGAGGUCCUGCAGCAGCCCACCUUGUUUUGAGUUACCUCAUUAUUCACCAAUUUCGUCAUACGAUGAGGAAGAUGAGGAUGAAGAGGAAGCAGACAUGGCGGAUGACGUGGAGCAGGAUUUAGUCGAACAGGGAGAGGAGAAAUCUGAUCCGGAUAGUUUGGAAUAUUUGGAAAUUAAAGAUGAUGAUUAUGAAGAUGACGAUUAAUUGGUUUGGGAGGAAUUCAGUUUUUGUUACCGCUAUUUUUAUACAGUAAUUUAACGAAGAAUAAAGGGUCAUGGUAUUGUUACAUUACAUCGCACUUAGGGGUGGGCGAUAUUGAUAUAUGAUAUUGAUAUAUAUUUUAAUUAUCCCUCUGACAAUAUUCAGACAAUAUUAAGACAAUUCAGAAAUGUGCUAAAUUGUGCCUAUAAAUGACUUGACUAAGAUUCAAGUAUAACACAAAACGUGAAAUGACAGUAAAAUUAACAUAACAUACCCAGUUUUUUAAAAGUCAUUUUUCUGUAUUUUUAUCUUAUUUGUAUUUUUACGUUUUUUGCAGCCUUUAAUACAUUUUUUUUAUGGACGAUAUUAAAUAUUAUAAUUUUGCGUAUCUCCAAAACAAUGGUAAUAUGAAGCAUUUCACAAUAUAUCUCCUACCUCUAAAUGCAGUUGACUCUGGCAAACUGGCACCUUGACUAUAGUAAUGCUAAAAUUAUUUUUAAAAAAGGAUGUAUUUUGAAUCAGCCAGGAAUAGGACAUGUGCAUCUUGUCAGACAGAUGUUUCAAGUGACCCAAAAAUUCCAAAACAUUCUAGUAGACCUGAUGUAGACCUGGUUUUAAUUACCACAUAAACAACAAUUGUAAAUCUGGUCUCAAACUGGUCUAAAACAGGACUGAAGGACCAAAAUGGGCCUAAAUUAGGAUUGCACUCAUUUUGUUCACUUUCUCCCAGUUGGACCAAUCAGAGCAGUUUUAAUAUAGAUUCACACAAAUUUGGUUUGAUACAAGAUACGUAAUGAAUUUUAGUAUUUAGCCUCUUUUAUCCAAGACCAAUCUGAAUGUACAGUCACAUCUAAUUGAGGGGAAAAUAAAAUGGAUUUAUAAUAAAGAUAUAUGCUUCCAGUAGUGAGGAAGUAUCAUUUCAAAAGCAAAACCAUUACUUGCAUUAAAGAAUGGCAUUUAAAUCUAUUAUUUUACCACAAAUGUAUGUAAAGUGACAGUAUUUGAGAGAGAUGGUAGGUCCUCAGAUUUUUAUAAUAUCUAAUGCAAUAGAAAUUACACAAGUAUUAGCAGAUUGUUAUUAAAAAGGACGUAUUGUUCAAAAUACAUCAACAUUUAUGAGCACUUAACCACAUUAUAAUGGUUCUUCUCCCUCAGCAUUAAUUUAUUCUGAGUUGUAAUUUGAUUGAUUAAUGCAGGUUUGAGUUAAUCCUGCAUUGUCCUGUGUUUGAGGCUUUGGUUUGCGCACACUAGGGCUGAAUGAUUUGGGGAAAAUAUUCAAUUGCAAUUUUUGUGACAAGCAUUGGGAUUAGAUUUAUGAUUAUGCAGAAUAAGACGGGAUAUUUGGAGGGAACUGUGGCACUUCAAAAAUUGCACUUACUAAUUACGUCCAUUCAAAUUGCGAUUUCAAUCUUACAGCCCUAGCCUACACUCUAUCUCAGAAAAUGUGUGUUUUUACCAUUAUGUUCUUAAAAUUGGCAUACAUUAUCAAUACUUUUCCUUAAUAUCAAAAUUGACUUUGAAAUUUUAGUACCACGAUGACAAUGUUUCAUCUUUGGGGACAAAAUCUUUACCUCCCUUACUAACCACAAAGAAACAAUCUGUUAUUUGGUAAAGUUGUCAAGUUUUAAAAGAAAAAACACCAAAUAAUAAUUCUCAAAACCUAAAUGAAUGUGUUUGAGGGAUGAAUUAUCAACCAUUUCCUGGACUUAGAAUGUGGAUAUAAAGAGGAUGUGGAUAUGGCUGCUAAAGACUGCCUUUAAAAGCAGCCAUUUUGGACCUUAUCUCGAUCUGGGACCUGUAUUUUAACCAUGGGAUCUACCUGUACCCCAGAUGGACACCUAGACUGUUGCUUUCGGGGGGAAGGAUUUGUUGACUGUAAUAUAGACACUCUGUGGACAUUUGUAAGAAAAGUUUAUGAAAAUGUAACUGCUGAGAUAGUUUGUCGAUUUGGUGACGUGUUCAUAUUUAAAACUGUUCUGUGACGCACAAUAAAACAAUAUGGAUAGUCUAA